ACGCAGUUCGUUGAGACGCCGUCUUUCCUGCCAGCUGAGCCCGAGAAUCAUGCGUGAAAUCGUUCACAUCCAAGGCGGACAAUGCGGUAACCAGAUCGGUGCCAAGUUCUGGGAGGUCAUCUGCGACGAGCACGGUAUCGACCCAACCGGCACGUACUGUGGCGACUCUGACCUUCAACUUGAGCGCAUCAACGUCUACUACAAUGAAGCUUCCGGCGGUCGUUACGUCCCCCGUGCUGUGCUCAUGGAUCUCGAACCUGGAACCAUGGACUCCGUUCGCUCUGGCCCUUUCGGACAGAUCUUCAGACCGGACAACUUCGUGUUUGGCCAGACUGGUGCAGGGAACAACUGGGCCAAGGGUCACUACACGGAAGGCGCCGAGCUCAUUGACUCGGUGCUUGACGUCGUUCGCAAGGAAUCUGAAUCAUGCGAUUGUCUUCAGGGCUUCCAGGUCUGCCACUCUCUCGGAGGUGGUACUGGUUCCGGCAUGGGCACUCUCCUCAUCUCGAAGAUUCGUGAGGAGUAUCCUGAUCGCAUGAUGCUCACCUUCUCAGUUGUUCCUUCUCCCAAGGUUUCCGACACUGUUGUGGAGCCUUACAACGCCACUCUCUCUGUUCAUCAACUCGUGGAGAAUGCCGAUGAAUGUAUGGUUCUCGAUAACGAGGCCCUGUAUGACAUCUGCUUCCGCACCCUCAAACUUACGACUCCCACUUUCGGUGAUCUUAACCACCUUAUCUCUGCUGUCAUGUCUGGCGUCACUUGCUGCCUUCGAUUCCCUGGCCAGCUGAACGCCGAUCUUCGCAAGCUUGCGGUGAACCUUAUUCCGUUCCCCCGCCUUCACUUCUUCAUGGUUGGUUUCACGCCUCUCACCUCCCGAGGCUCACAGCAAUACCGUGCCCUCACUGUUCCUGAGCUCACCCAGCAAAUGUGGGAUGCAAAGAACAUGAUGUGUGCUGCAGACCCCCGCCACGGCCGCUAUCUCACCGCUUCAGCCCUUUUCCGUGGUCGCAUGUCCACGAAAGAAGUCGAUGAGCAGCUGCUCAACGUUCAAAACAAGAACUCUUCUUACUUCGUUGAGUGGAUCCCGAACAACGUCAAGUCGUCCGUGUGUGACAUUCCCCCGAAGGGCCUCAAGAUGGCAGCCACCUUCAUUGGCAACACGACAGCGGUCCAGGAAAUGUUCAAGCGGGUCUCCGAGCAGUUCACCUCAAUGUUCCGCCGCAAGGCUUUCCUCCACUGGUACACCGGCGAGGGUAUGGACGAGAUGGAGUUCACAGAAGCCGAGUCCAACAUGAACGACCUUGUCUCCGAGUACCAGCAGUACCAGGACGCGUCUGCCGAAGAGGAGGGCGAGUUUGACGAGGAGGAAGAGGACGCGUAAACGAGUUUGACGAGGAGGAAGAGGACGCGUAAACCUCGAAGAGGUAGUCUCUCCCUACAAAAAUGUGUCUGAUGAGGUCUGUAUUGACAGCAAAGUCUUGUAGUUCACUUUUUUUUUGUAACGUUAUUUCAAAACGCCUCUUCCUGACUUACGGUUACGUUGGUCUUAAUAGAAUAGUAUAAGAAGCGAAGCCUGCGUACGUAUACAAUGAUAAAUACUACAUGCUACUCU
Molecule: messenger RNA, 1612 nt
Organism: Micromonas pusilla CCMP1545
Lineage: Eukaryota; Viridiplantae; Chlorophyta; Mamiellophyceae; Mamiellales; Mamiellaceae
Gene: TUB1
Product: beta tubulin
Exons: 4
Coding region: 50-1381 (443 amino acids)
Biological process (GO): microtubule cytoskeleton organization; mitotic cell cycle
Cellular component (GO): cytoplasm; microtubule
Molecular function (GO): GTP binding; structural constituent of cytoskeleton; GTPase activity
Source: RefSeq, a predicted model, not a curated record